UUUCGAAGCAGAAAAAUUGAGAUAUCUCGGUGGGAAAAAAUCGUAGCUCAGUUUAAGAGACGGAUUUUUGUUCCUGAGGCCGGAACACAUUAAAAGACCGUCAUACGAUCGAUUUUCAAAAUACUUCAAUUUUUUAUUUAGGGUUGUCUAUGGUAUUCCCAUGUAUUUUGAUCUCUGGAAUCCAAAUGUUGGGCGAAUCGGAGGAUACAUUUUGUUUAGGGUAAUACGAAAAAUUGAGACUUCUAUCAUGACGCCUGACGCACGUUCUCCGAGGUCAGCUUCUCGAUAUUCUCAUGUCGGAGAUAAAAUGAGAGUUUAGAAGUGGAACGAAAAAGUGAGAGUAAUUCUGAGGCUGUAACCCAUACCGGGCCGAGCGACGGUUGCCGAGCGUAUCGGUGAUCUCGAUAUUCUUGCGUAUAAUAACGGAUCUGCCGAUACUCUCGGUUCUGAAAAUAAAGGAGAAGGAACCGAAAAACCGGAUAUCUGAGUAAACAUCAAGUGCGUCAAAAGAUAUCGACUAGACUCGAGGAUUCCGCUCGUCUGCAUAGCGGGCGUCCGCUGCUUUCGGAGUCGUCGGAAUCCCUGCGCCAUCACGAGAGCAGCUGCUAGACGAGGUUCUCGAGGAAGGCGAGGUAUCAACGUUGUGACUGCGAUUGCGCGGAAUACGGGUGAUACCGUAGACCCGACGAAACCACGGACGAGAGAGAGUUCCCCGUUCUGGUCAUCCUCGUCGGGAAUACGACGCGCGGCAAGUCUUUCGCUCGUCGUGCAUCCGCGUCGCUUUGUGUCGAGUGCAUUCCUUUUCUCGAUCCUCCGCAUUCUCGCAUCCCGGAAAUCCCCCUUCCCCCUUCCCCGUUCAGUGCGUGGGCCGAUUUUUCGUUCGCAUAUGUUACCAUUUUUCGCGAUUCACCGCGAAUGACUCCGCGUCUCUCUUCCAAAUUCUCUCAAUCAGCUCGCUCGCUAUGAAUGAAAACCUCUGAUAAGGAGCUUCGUGCGACACCGCCGACGAUAAACAGCUGGUCGAACGGUUGUGUUGUGCGACGGACGAGUGUACGGAGUCUACGAAACCGUCGCGACCUUCCACCGCUACAAUAACAACACCCGCGUGCGGAGGUGAGAUAAACACAUCGGCAAGGCCACGCUCGCGGUUGCCAGAGAGACGCCGAUUUAUGUUCCGGAUAUCGAGGACCCCGUACCGAUAACUAACAGAGAGGAAGAGGCGUUAUGUCGAUUUUCAUCAAUUGUUUGAGGAAAAUGACCAGGGGAUCGAACGAGAAGGAGGUACUCAAGGGCUACAAAGUCACGAACGUUGAUCGCACGAGGAGGUUCGGGGUGGCUUGUCGGGAUCUCCAAGAAUUGAAACGCAAGGGUUGCGCCAAGCUCAACAUCCCAAAAGAGGAACAAGAAUACGUCACGGUCUGCCUAGCGGACGGUUCUCUUAUCGACGACGAAUAUUUUUUGACCUUAGAACCGCAGACUAUCCUAAUUCUUCAAAAAAAAGGGGAAAAACUUCUGUCAGAUGCCGACAUACUCUACAAUACUCUGCGCCGGGUCAAUUUGGAGUUCAUUACGACCGGGGACGCCGUAUCGAAGUUUCUAUCCGCAAAUCUAAAGUCGAAAAUCGCCACCCUUAACAGGGCCCUCCAGAGGGACGACUCGAAAACUUUACUCAGUACGCGGAACGAGCAUCCGGAAUGGUUCGCGAAUCUCGACACUACUGCGAACACCAAGGAGGCUUACAUGCACCGCAGAUGCCAGGACAGGUUUCGCGGCUACCUCUACAAAACGAUCGAUCAAAUCAAAAAUUCGGACGUAUAUGCAAAGAACGAGAAAGCCCGACGUCACCUCACUCACGCGAUCGCAUUCUUCAAGCUCAAAUUGAAGCAGGAUCAUUGCCUGGGUUUUUACUUCGACCGGAGCUACGCAAAGGGCGACAACGGCGGCAAACCAGAGCGAUCGAACGCCAUCAACGAAGGCCAGGACGAAUCCGAUGACCCGAAUUCUUUCAUCUGUCGCUACGAUCAUUGUCCUUGCAGAAUCGAUCUCGUCGGCGUUUCGAGGUUCAAUAAAAACAUCGAUGAUAUUCUGUCGGAGUUUUUCAGUCCGACCGACGAAGAAACGAAGUUCGGCGAAGAAACCGACGACGACGAGACGGACGCGAGGACGAUGCACUCCCCUGCCAAGAAACUCAAGGACAACGACGAGGCGCGAGACGAUGCUCUUUGUCCUUAUAAAAUCGAAAAGAUCGACGAUCGGUCGAUGACCGCUCUUUGUGACGCUAACGGGGAGUUCAAAUGUGCGGGUGUUUGGAACGCGGAACGUUGCGGUUACUCCGGAAUGCACUGUAUCAAUCCUUACAGAUCUUACGAAGAAUUGAUUCUCUUCUCGACCUGGAACUUCGAUCACAGGAUCGAACGGUCACGAACGCUGGUACCCAACCUGCUGAAAGCUUCGGAGCAGGACGCAAUAAGCCAAAGAGAUAUAAGAAUUUUUUACGAUGAUAUAUUUACCGUUAAGAAUUUACGACUCGUGCAUAUCGUAUGCCACGACAAAGGGUCACACAAAUAGUGAGCCUAGGAUUAACGCAGUCGAGGAGAACACCGAACGAAUUCGAGACAUGAAAGAAAUAAUCAAAAUAGCUUUAAAAAUAUCUAUAUAGUAUAAAAACGAUAAUGGUCAUUCCUCGAGUGACGGAUAUACCACUGUAUUUAUUAUAUUAGAAGUUGAAAUUGUUAAUGUUAACUAUUAGUUGAGAAAUUAGCUGAAUAUACAUAUAUACAUUAUAUAUUUAUAUAUGUUAUCGAUUAUGUUGCAAAAUAACAUGUGAUAUUAUACGUUUACUGCCAAGUAAGAGAAUCCUGACUUCGAACUAACGACAGAAAAAAACGCAAUUAUUGCGUAAAACAUGUAUACGUUCGCUAUUAAACCAUCUCCACGUUAAUAGGCACCCGGACGAAUAGCGAAGAAUGAUUAGUCAACGAAGCAUUUGAAAGAGAGAAAAAAAAAAAAACACCUAUGAUCACAUUUACAAAAUGACUAUUCAAAAAUUAUGCGCAGGAAAAAAAAUGAUUAUGUAAAUACGAUCAUAUGCGAGGGAUAUAGAAGAGUAUGAGUAGGUAGGAAAAAGUGGGUGCGGGUUGAAAGAUAAAUCAUCGAUAUUGAAAAGUAUAAAUUUUCACAAACAGCUUUUCACAAAAGAUUCGAUAAAAGUGACCGAGUUCAGGGGUAAAAGAAUUUCAUUAAAGGAAAAACGAUGCGACGAAAUGGGUUGAGAGAACAAAAAAAUGGAGAUAAGAAGGAAGAUGUAAAUAUCAUUGAAACACCCUCUGUUACUUCUACCGUUUGUUUCUUCGAAAAUGAAACUAUAUUUAAAAACUUGCGGAAUAUAUUCGUUCUACUUUCGAAGUGAGGUUCCUCUUGCUCAACGGUGAAACAAUUCUAAACCCAUGACGCGGUGCUGCGAUUACGAUACUGACGAUUAGUUUCUAAACAUAAUGUAUCAUACGAAGAACAGGCUAAAGAGAUGACAAAAACCAUCGCGAUCCGUAUGAAAUAACAAAUUUCAACGAAAUCAUCCGCGACGCGAUUGGAGAUAAUAAAUAAUAAUCCUCUUGUAGCGUUAACAGGGUGCUAAAAAUAACCGGCAGCACAGGGGCCGCCGUAUAAAAGUAUAUAUAUAUAUGUAUAGCGAACUCCGAUAAACGUUCGAAAAACCGAAUCUGAAAUUAGAAGCGUUUAUUCUAACUGGAAAAAAAGUUCUGAUAUUUAUAUUAUUAUACAUGCAAGAAUUGCAGACUUAAAUACUGUGAAUAUUUAAUUGAUAAUGAUCUAAUGAAUAAUUCUAUGUACUCGUUAGUGGAGAUAAACGUUCAAGGUGAUGAUAUCAAUUCUAUUUAUUGUUAUGAAUCGUCGUCGGAAGAACCGAAAAAAAAAAAAAAAAGGUUGGCACCCAUUCGUGCCGCGUGAGACUUCAGCGGUAUUUAUUCUUGCUCUACGCUGUAAUAAAUAUUUAACAAAGAGACUGAUGUAAUUGAGACUAACGAUCUAUUAGACGAGUCUGUUCGGAUGUUCUUUGAGAAAACGUUUAGCACAUCAUUCAACUGAAGAUGCAUGAAUAUGAUCCAUAAUACGUGGGUGACACCGACGUGAUAGAAUGCCCCGGAUAAAUGGUCAAAAUUAAUAUGAUAAAAUUCUCGCCCAGUUGUCAAUGAUCCGAACGAUACUCGGGCAAUUUCGAACAUCGCGAUCCAACGCACUCAUUUUCAUCGAUUCACACGCGAAUCCUACUCCGGUGAAUUCGCUUAUCCGCGCUACCGACCUCUCCAUUUCGCGAAGCAUAUAACUACAUUUAUUAUCCUCCUCUUCUUCUUCUUCUUCUUCUUCUACCGAAUCUAUACUUCUUCCUCUUCUUCCUCUUAUCCUUCUGCUAUACAUACACCGCUGCGAACCGCGCUUCUGACAAUUUUACAUUUCAUUCCCGAUCCCACAUUUUUACCCUCAAAGUCCGUCUCCCCUUCUUUGGUACAUUACAGUCUGCAUGAUCUCCGGUAAAAUCCCGCACUACGUCGAUUAUUCUUAAUUUUCAUUGAAAAGCUACCGACUACCACUUGUGAGUGGAGCCUUGAAGAUACGGAUGAAUAAACGGGAUACCUAUAUUCUCAGUUUAUGUACCGUAAAUAAUUUAAAUUGUAUUUAUAUCACUCCGUGUAACUUUAUAUUGAUUCGAAGUUGCGAAUAACUCUUAUCUUGUAAUGACUUAAGUUUGGCUUUUACGCGGAGACUAGCAUUGCUAAUGGCGUUACUUUGAUAUUAGUCGAAGCCUACGGCCAUCGAUUUAUUCUCGAUUUUCGGACCAAAAAUCAGAAUUAUUCGAACGACCUUAUUGAAAAAAAAAAAUAAAAUAAAGAAAUAAAGCAAACUAAGGGGAUGUUUUAUUAGAGAGGAUAUUCCGGCAACGGAACUCCCGAAAACUUUGAAUCAGUUUCAAAAGUCCGCGAGAGAUCAUGAGAUAAAAAAUAAAAGCGCAAUAUUUUUCGUCUUUAUAUGAUGUAGGUAUAUGAUACAUAGUAUUUUUCCAUUGUGUAUACCUAUAUUAUAUAAUAAAUAUAUAUGCAUACAUACAUGUGUAAUAACCGAUGAAUGUACACGCUGUGACGUAGAUGAAUAUAUUUUAGUUACUCAAAAA
Messenger RNA from Athalia rosae (coleseed sawfly), 5185 nucleotides. RefSeq names its product DNA fragmentation factor subunit beta (gene Drep4). Lineage: Eukaryota; Metazoa; Arthropoda; Insecta; Hymenoptera; Athaliidae. Gene Ontology annotation, molecular function: DNA endonuclease activity. The transcript is spliced from 6 exons. Gene Ontology annotation, cellular component: nucleus; cytoplasm. The coding region runs from base 1225 to 2568 and encodes 447 amino acids. Gene Ontology annotation, biological process: apoptotic process; apoptotic DNA fragmentation. The record is from RefSeq and is a predicted model, not a curated record.